This is a messenger RNA of Blepharisma stoltei, 996 nucleotides long. NCBI's taxonomy places the organism in Eukaryota, Ciliophora, Heterotrichea, Heterotrichida, Blepharismidae. The record is from the annotation of a GenBank genome assembly.
AUGAGAGGACCAAUUAAAUCAAGUUUUAUGUACAGCUCAGGAUUUAUACAAGAAACACCAAAACAGGCUAAAGAAGAAGCCAAAAUUGACCCAGCUCCAGUCGAAGAAAGACCCAAUCCUGUUAAAGCAGGCAAAAAAGCAUUCAGAAAAUUUGCUAACAAACUAUCCAAGUUUGCCCUCGAAAACGGUGUUAAAAUUAGAAAACGAAAGCAAACAUUACAUUAAGAUUUUGCCCAAACCCAGAGCUUCCCGCUGCGGUUUCGUCACACAGGGCCGAUCUGCUUUGCUGCACCAGGGCGUGCCUCCACGCAGUGUUGUCGACUGAGACAGCAAAACGAAAGCAAACAAAUAAUCUUAUCUCGUCUAAAACAGCUUGGAAGAGGCGAAAAAAUCCCUCUUGAAGUGCUUCAAUUAGCCCACAUUCUUGCUGAGCACAGAACUAAGCCUAAAUUCUACAAGCUCGAUUCCUGCAAAUUAGACCACUGCGGAGAGUGCAUCAGGGAUUUUUUUUUUAACAAAGACAUUUGUGAGCACGGCAAGAACACUUUUGAAAAAGAAAAAUCAGAUAUUGCUGUACUGAUCACUAAACUAAAUGAAACUUAUAAAAUUUGCCCAGUCUGUAAUGAAGGAAAAGACGAUAUUGAGUUCUCACUAGUCAGAUCUGAAGGCUGCAAUGUGUGUGAUUCCUGCACAACUCAGAAUUGCAUAAAUAACGUGAAGGAUUUUUAUAAUUUAAAGUGUCCAAGAAUAGGAUGUGAAAAUAUAUAUUCAGGGGAAAUUAGAGAGAUCCUUAAAUAUGCUUUGGCGACACUGCCAAAUAAAAUAGAAGUGCCACCGCCUCCUGGAAAGAAUAUUAUCUGCGUGUUUUGUAAUAGUGUAGAUAAGAUCAGAGAAAUUUGUGAGAAGGAAUGCUUGUGCUGUGAAAACUGCGCACAAAACAUGAAAAAUAAUAAUGUGGAAGUGUGCCCAGUUUGUGGGUCGAGAGCGUCACCAUAA